Gallus gallus (chicken) is the source of this 7114-nucleotide messenger RNA. RefSeq names its product family with sequence similarity 179 member B (gene FAM179B). The transcript is spliced from 23 exons. The coding region runs from base 3070 to 6645 and encodes 1191 amino acids. Gene Ontology annotation, biological process: microtubule cytoskeleton organization; mRNA 5'-splice site recognition; RNA processing. Gene Ontology annotation, cellular component: commitment complex; cytoplasmic microtubule; U2-type prespliceosome. Lineage: Eukaryota; Metazoa; Chordata; Aves; Galliformes; Phasianidae. The record is from RefSeq and is a predicted model, not a curated record. Gene Ontology annotation, molecular function: microtubule binding.
CCAGUCUGAGUGCUCCAAAUGUCAGAUUUAACACCGGGACAAAACAGACAACUUAGCGUGCAUAGAAAAUCUUACUGCUGAAAUGUGCUGUGCUCACUGGAAGCUUCCAACAUCCUGCCCUGGUGACCCCUCAUUGUGGAUGGUAGAAGCCUAGGGAGUUUCUGUUAGUGUGCCUGAGAACGUCUGAUGGACUGCUAAAUACUGGGGCUGUUCAGAAGAAAACUGACAAAUGACUUCAGUUCGGGCUUUGGAGGCAGAGCUCCAUCCAGCACGUGGCUGAAGCCAGUGCUUUUGGGCAGUGCACCUGUAAUGAAGUCUGUGGGUUGCCAUGUGUGUAAGUGGCCCGUGUUUCUCGUAUUCCUCCUAUUCCUCAUAGUGAUUCAACCAGGAAUAACGUAGGUGAGGCUGAAAUAGUGAUUCUGCUUGACCCGUGUUUUGAUUGUAGCGUUUAGUGGCCAUACCGAUGUCUGCAAAUGGAAGGAUCCACUGAAGAAUUGUUUCAGUCCCUUUUAGUUUUGCAGUUCUGUGUGUAACAUCCGAUUUUGGUACCAUGAGACCUGGAGUGUGUGCUGGAUGGGUUUAACGUAGCAUUACUUGAUACUCAGUGAAUGAGUUACUGCAGGAUUACCUGAACUCCAUUAACAAGCAAGUGGCUCUUCUUAGAAAAUGGAAAACUUGCUACCAUAUUUAGGUAUUCAGGAAACACUUCUUUACAGAAAGGGUUGUUAAGCAUUGGAAUGGGCUGCCCAGGGAGGUGGUCCCCUGGAUGUGUUUAACAGCCCUUUGGAUGUGAUGCUCAGGGCCGUGAUUGCGCACAGGGUUGUUAGUGUUAGGGCAGGAUGGUUGGGUUGGGGUUGGACUCGAUGAUCUUCUAAGGUCUUUUCCAACCUGAGCAAUUCUAUGAUUCAGAAUUUAAUUCAUAGUUGCUUUGUAACUGGUUGCUGUACUGAUUGAGAUCAGGAGUAAUGAUAGGCAAGGCUACUUUGCGAAGGCUGGGCUUUAAUAAAGUCCUUUAAAAAGGAAUGUGAGCUAACAGUAUUGCACUGUAAAAAUCUGGAGGGAGUGAAUGUGUCUACCUGUAUACACAUGUACCCAAAACAUGUGGCUGCCCCUCUGGCUGUGGCUUGCAGUGGUGGAGGGCUCCUGCCCGAGCUCACGGCUGGGCCCUGGGGAGGUGCUGCUACCUUUUUGUUUAACCUUUUUCUCGUGUGGUUUGAUUUCUCCCUGUAAAUGGGGAGAAGUGCCCAAAGUUCCCACCUCUGGAAGGAGGGAAGCAAACAAUUAAUUACCGGUUUCUGUUUGGUUGCAUGUGUAAAAUGCAUUUAGGAGUGGUGUGGACUGAAAUGUAACCUGGGGAGGCAACUACGUUGUUGUGGCUGCAAGUCGGAGUGCUGAGGUACUCCUUUCAGUAGGUAACGUCCUGGGCACUGCUACAAGAAAGCCUUUUAUACUCUGCAUUUUUGUAGGUGUGGUGUGAAAGUUCUGGGUGCAAAUGCCAUCUCACAGUGCCGGGGUGAAAACUAAUCUCUGCCAGGGGUUGGAGGUUGGGGGGUGUGUGUGUCUGGGGGAUCUCCAAAUGGGUGAUCCCAGAUGCUGCGGGGUGGGAGAUGUGGGUACCUCCUCCACAAAGCACCUACUAGGAGAAAACAGAGGGCUCUGUAGAUCCGUUUCCUUCUUCUGGCAACCACUUGGCACAGACUUGUCUGUGUGCCCACAGAUCUCUUUGCAAUUAUAAUUAUUUUUCUUUCCUCCUUGGCGACUUCUUCAGUUCAUGCGAGUACUUCAGCCUAAAAUUGCCACUUUCCUUUUGGAAUCAUCUCUAUUUUUAUGUCCUUGCAUCUAAUGCCAAACAUAUUCCUGCCAUCUAUUUUUGCAGAAUUAGUCCUGAAUGUGUUUCAGCCUUUAUUUGGUAAAAGCAUUAUUUUGAACAGGGGACUCAAGCUGUGAAGUUAACCACUCUCGCUUUGCUUUCGCUGCUGUGGAAUACUGUAGGUGGCAACAAAAAUACUUCUGCAGGGAGAAAUACUGUUUGUCAUGUUCUGUGUUUAUUGCUUUUUAGUAAGAAGUAAUUUUUUUGCAUCUAAUGACUUAUUUCUAAGUCAUCCUGCGCCUCCUACAGAUGCCCUCUGUUAGAAUCACAGCAUCAUAGAAUGGCCUGGGUUGAAAAGGACCACAGUGCUCAUCUCGUUUCAACCUCCCCGCUGCAUGCAGGGUCGCCAACCACCAGGCCAGGCUGCCCAGAGCCACCUCCAGCCUGUCUUCAUGUCUCUUCUCUCUGCUUUCUGACUUAGUCUGUUUGCUUCUCACUUCCAUUUUGUUUUCUUACAUAUCGAAGUUGGUAGAAAGCAGAUCACUAACUUUGAGGUGUCAGAACUGGAAGACUUCAUCUGUUGCACUGUGCGAAAGGAGGUCUGUUAGUUGCCCUUUUGCACUCUUAUUUGCAUGGUGCCUGAAUAACCAGAAACCUCCAAUUAACCAGCAUUCAUUUUGCAUUGAAGCUUAACUCCUCUCCACAUAGCUUUGUGCUUACAUGAGGUAAGUACUGGCAAGAAUGACAUUUGAUGUCAUGUUUGAUAGAACUUGGAAGUUGCCACUUCUGACUUGGACCCAGGUGAGCACGCUACCAAAACUAUGCCAACACAACCAGCUUGCUUUGGUAGUGCAGCAAUUGCUUAAGCAGCCCUGUUGUCAAUAGAGAAAGCACAACCAGUGGAGUAUGGAGAUCUGCCUCUGUGGCUGGGGACUUCAUUUGGGAUGAGAUGAGCUGUUUGCAAGACUUGCUUGUGUUUCAUUGGCUAGAUCUCUAUUUACUGCAAUGGAAGUUUAAACAACACAGAGGUUCAACUAUUCAGAGUUUUAUCUGCUCGCCAUGGGUUGAUGACUUUGUUUCCCUGCCUUCGCCUCCUCUUCGUUCAUCAAUCUUGCUCUACUGGUAAAUGUGUCUGAAUAGAGCAGGGCCCAUCCCUUUAUCUGCCUUUCUGAUUUGCAGUGCAGUGUUUGCUGGCUUCUUGGUGGUGCUUGUUUUCUUACGUGUGUGCCACAAAAUUAUGUUCACCCCAUGGCACGUAGAUGUCUUCAGUGCAAGCAGGUCCCAGGCAACGUCUGGACUGUGCUGAUCAGAUAAGGGGUGAGUUCUCUUCACCCGGAGAUUUCCUCCAUUCUCCAAAGCUGCAGCCCUCCCAAGGAACGCCAGGCAGUGAUGAGUUGCUUUUUAGUAGAAGACGACCGUCAAGAAAUUCAUUUCAGAAUAGCGUAGAUUUUAGUUCUGAGCGUUCUUCUCUUUGUGCUGGUGCUGUGGGCUCUCAUCAGCCACAUAUUUCAGGGAAAUGUGGAGCGCUUGGAUCCACACAGACACGUGGGAAGAGUGGCAGUGUGGACUCUGCUUUACAGCUUUUGGGAUUAAAUAACUGCCAGCAAGACAAAGUUUGUGCCAGCCUGAAUUUUUCCAGCAAGACCCAGCGAGGUGUUUGCAGUCAAGCAGAACACACGUCAUCCUCACAAGGUACUGCUGCCAACCAGGGGGCCUUCAUCCUGCCGUCCUACCCUCUGGCGUCACCUGGGAGCAGCCCCAAGCACCUCUCCUCUCCAGCUGAGUCCCCGAAGAAGUCACAAGAUAACACCAUGAGCUUCUCAAACUCCUGGCCUCUUAAAAGCUUUGAAGGGCUGCACAAGCCGAGUUCUCAAAAGCCAAGAGACAGUGCAGGGCAGAACUUGCAGGAGAAGCAUUCUCCUCUGCAGCUGAAGCCCACCUUGGUGAGACACCCAGCGUCCCGCCGGGGGCUGCCUGGGAGCAGCAGGCCCGUGCCCCCCAUCCCACGCCUCGCCAGCCCACUGCCCAGCAGGGCGCAGGGGAGAGCCGAGCAGUGUGAGGAUGCAUGGCUGAACGAAGCGGGCAGGAAGCUUGCAGCCGAUCUGUCAGAGCUCAGUGUUGAUGAUGAGGACGUGGACCAAGAAGAGAUGCAGAGUUCACUUAGAUCUCUACGAAAUAGUGCAGCUAAGAAGAGGGCAAAGCUAAGCAGUAACUUUUCAGAACUUGACAGUCCUGAUUCUGCUCUCAAGCUCAGUCUGUCUGCAGAUUCCCCUUCUCACGCUUCCUCCCCAAGCUCCUGCAGCGAGAGUGGAGCUCACAGCCACGAGUCUCUGACCUCACCUGUAUCCACAGUUCCUCAGAGAAGGAGAGUAAUGUCAGACACCUUUCCACUGCUGGGAACUAAAGCACAGCCUGCAAGAAUCCCUUCAGCGAGGAGUAGAGAUGCAAAUGUGGCAGAACAUAACUCCAGCCCAGAGACUUCUGAUGUUAGCGUAGUCGGCCAACGCUUGUACUGUGGCAAUGGGUGUGGAGAUUCUGAGGACAAGAAGCAAAGAGAAGUGCCACAGACUCUCCCUAAGAGUCAAAAUAUGGAGGAACAAGGAAAUCUGAAGCAUUCAAAAGUGUUGGCGUGUAGCUCCCAGCAGCUGAGCAGCCCAGGUUCCGUUUCACCCACUGAGCUGUCUGAAGAUGCGGUCGAAAUUGUUGGUAAAGGUGUGUUUGGAAGUCCUCCUCCUGCACAAACACAGAGCCAGACUGUAACGUGUGUAGAGAAUGGAGAUGACCAGCCUGUCCAGGAGCCUGAGCCAUCGCUGGGCUUCUGUGGGAGGAGCGUCCGGCACAGCAGUGCUUCUCGCUUCCAUGUUGGAAAUGAGAAAGAGGUAAAAGUGACCAUGUCAAAAUCUGCCCAGGAUAAGAUGAGGCAGAAGAAAAGGGAAAGAAAAGAACAAAGUCACAAAGAACAUCAGGAAGUGAAGGACCUUGAAGAAAAGGAAAAAAGCCCUUGGGAAAGACUGAACCUGAAUGAACCCGAGAGCACAACGGCCGACAAAUUAAAUCUCCAUGGGGAUAUAUUGGCACCAUCCAGAAGUGUGUCACUGUCAGUAGAAAACGUUGCCCUGAAUCCUUCACUAAGAAGAACAUCCAGUUUGAAGAAGACAAAAUGUUCAGCUCUGCUAGAUUCUGAUGAAAUUCCUCUUGGGCCUCGAGGGCGCUAUAAGGACCGGACGCCAUCGGUCACUCACAGCCCUGAAGUGAUGGACCCAUCAGAGCUAGAGCCCUUUGCAAAACCAGAGGCAGCCCUCACAGAAGCCCUGGCACUCCUGGCUGAUGACGACUGGGAGAAGAAGAUUGAAGGUCUGAACUUCAUUCGGUGUUUGUCUGCAUACCACACGGCUGUUCUGACUGGGAAGCUCCACGAAACGAGUUUGGCUGUGGCUCAAGAGGUCAAGAAUUUACGCUCAGGUGUUUCUCGAGCUGCUGUGGUCUGUUUAGGGGAUUUGUUCACCUACCUGAGAAAGAGCAUGGAUCAAGAACUAGAUAAUACAGUAAAAGUCCUUUUGCACAAAGCUGGUGAAUCCAACACAUUUAUAAGGGAAGAGGUAGACAAAGCACUGAAGGCUAUGGUUAAUAAUGUGACUCCAGCACGUGCACUUUGUUCUCUUAUAAAUGGAGGGCAAAGCCAUCUGCAUACGGCGGUGAGAAGAUGCACAGCCCAGCACAUGGCAGAUAUUGUAGAACGUAUGGGACCGGAGUGGGUGCUGUCUGGAACCAAAGGUGUCACUGAUAGGACUUUCCCUGCGAUUGCCAGGUUUGCACUGGAUAGUUCACAGCAAACAAGGUAUUAUGGUCGGAAGAUGCUUUUCUGCAUGAUGACUCAUCCUGAUUUUGAUAAAACACUUGAAAAGUAUGUGCCAGCCAAGGAUUUGCCUUACAUUAAGGAAUUUGUUAACAAUUUACAUCAAAAGGGCUUGGGAGAGAUGCCAUUAGACACGCCCUCAGCAAAAGGAAGACGUUCUCAUACUGGUAGUGUUGGCCAUUCGAGGUCAUCGUCUACUUCCAGAGAUGCUCUCAACAUCACAGAGAGAGAGGCUACAGAAGCACGCGAAGUCGGUAGAAAACCAGUUCCUCGUAACUCCCUGGAAAGUGAAGAAUAUGUUAAGGACAUUGUAGGGUUAUUGAAUGCAAAAGACUUCCGUGAUCGAAUAAAUGGAAUUAAACAGCUGUUAUCAGAUGCAGAGAACAAUCAAGACUUUGUUGUUGUGAACAUUGUGAAGAUCUUUGAUGCUUUCAAGUCUCGCUUACAUGACUCAAACAGCAAAGUAAAUCAGGUUGCUUUGGAGACAAUGCACAAGAUGAUUCCACUGCUGAAAGACAAUUUAUCACCAGUUAUCAACAUGCUAGUUCCUGCAAUGGUAGAUAACAACCUCAACUCCAAGAAUCCAGGGAUCUACGCAGCUGCAACAGAUGUUAUUCAGGCUCUGUGUCAACACUUAGACAGCUAUUUGCUUCUGCAGCCAUUCUGCACGAAAGUCCAAUUUCUGAAUGGAAAAGCAAAACAAGACAUCACAGAAAAGCUUGCUGACCUCGUUGUGGAGCUGUACCCACGGAAACCUCACGCUGUAGAGCAGAAGGUUUUAGUCGUCCUCUGGCACCUGCUGGGCACCAUGACCAGCAGCGGCUCCCUGCCUGGGGCGGGAGGAAACAUCCGGGCGGCCACAGCCAAACUGUCCAAAGCACUUUUUGCACAGAUGGGCCCGAGUCUGCUCGCUCACGCCGCAGCUCAGCCACCGCACAUCAAGAGGAGUUUGGAGGAGUUCCUGGAGAUAGCUACCUAACCCAGCGGCUGGCAGGGGCAGAUAGCAACUUACGUGGGGACAGGGGGGCAGCCUGGGCUGGUGUUCACUCGGCACUGGAGCGCUGUGCCCUGGGAGCGUGGGCCCGGGCCGUGCUGCUGCCCUCCCAGCACUGGGACCUCUGAGCACUGCACCUCACACAGAGCUGGAAGGGAACCCCGGAGGGGCUGAUACCGCAUCCAGAACACGGGGUGUAGCGGGCUAGUGCUGACAGACGUGUAUUUUUUACCCCCGUGACCCCCCUGUGCAGUAUUAGCAGGCCCUGCCUGCAGCUGGGCCCCGCGCGGGCUGGAGCAGAGCGGGGGGCGGCCCGGCAAGGCCAAGCGCGGAGGAAAGCAACCGUUUCUGUCCGCCCCUCCCCCCGCCCUGCUCGGCCAGCCCGGGCCCCGCUGCCGGUGCUGUGUGCGUUUUACACGGGAACUGACGAGAAUAAACGGAUUUAUUUCUGUAA